This is a messenger RNA of Thlaspi arvense, 1842 nucleotides long. The record is from the annotation of a GenBank genome assembly. NCBI's taxonomy places the organism in Eukaryota, Viridiplantae, Streptophyta, Magnoliopsida, Brassicales, Brassicaceae.
AAAGCAAAUCAAAGCCCUCUCUAUAUGACACAAGAUCGCACAGAAAUGUCUGAGGAUGAUGAUGACCAAUCUCCACCGUCGGAUCUACGCUCUGAACCACCUUGUUCUUCUUCCUCCUCCGCCGUCGAUUCCACGCCAAACAAAUCUCGCAACUGCAUCUCCUCCUCUGGAACCAUGACGGCCUCUCAGCCUUUCCCUGACCAUGUCCUCGAGAACGUCCUCGAGAACGUGCUUCAGUUCCUAGAUUCGAGAUGCGACCGUAACUCAGCUUCUCUUGUCUGCAAAUCGUGGUGGAAAGUCGAGGCUUUGACUCGAUCCGAGGUUUUCAUCGGGAACUGUUACGCCCUCUCACCGGCGAGGCUAACUCAGCGAUUCAAGCGAGUUAGGUCUCUGGUGCUUAAAGGGAAACCUAGGUUUGCUGAUUUCAAUCUCAUGCCUCCUGAUUGGGGUGCUAAUUUCGCUCCUUGGGUUUCCACCAUGGCCAAAGCUUACCCUUGGCUCGAGAAGGUGGAUUUGAAGCGGAUGUUUGUUACUGAUGACGAUUUAGCACUUCUCGCUGAGUCUUUUCCUGGAUUCAAAGAGCUUAUCUUGGUUUGUUGUGAAGGGUUUGGGACUAGUGGUAUCGCUCUUGUUGCAAACAAGUGCAGAAAGCUGAAGGUUCUUGAUCUGAUUGAGUCAGAGGUCACCGACGAUGAAAUAGAUUGGAUUUCGUGUUUCCCGGAGGAUGUAACUAGUUUGGAAUCUUUAGCUUUUGACUGUGUGGAAGCUCCUAUCAAUUUCAAGGCCUUGGAGGGUCUUGUUGGUAGGUCGCCGUUCUUGAGGAAACUUAGGCUGAACCGGUUUGUGUCCCUCGAGGAGCUCCACCGCCUGCUACUUGGAGCUCCACAGCUCACUUGCCUUGGGACAGGUUCAUUUAGCCAUGAUAAUGGAGCUCAUCAGAGUGAACCAGAACCGGAUUACGCAGCCGCGUUCCGUGCCUGUAAAUCUGUAGUUUGCCUUUCAGGAUUCAGGGAGCUAAUGCCGGAGUACCUUCCGGCUAUAUUUCCGGUCUGCGCCAAUCUUACCUCGCUGAACUUCAGUUAUGCUAACAUCUCUCCUGAUAUGUUUAAGCCCAUCAUACACAAUUGCCACAAACUUCAGGUUUUUUGGGUAUGUAUCCUUCUUGAUCUAUGUCUACAUGACAGUGAAGGUCCUGUCUCUGAAUUAGGCCUCCAAGCAAUCUCCGAGGGUUGUAGGAACCUAGAAUCUAUACUCUACUUUUGCCAGCGCAUGACUAAUGCCGCCGUGAUAGCCAUGUCAGAGAACUGUCCUGAGCUUACUGUGUUUAGGCUCUGCAUAAUGGGUCGACAUAGGCCUGACCAUGUGACAGGAAAGCCUAUGGACGAGGGAUUUGGUGCCAUUGUUAAAAACUGCAAGAAACUAACCCGGCUUGCAGUGUCCGGGUUGCUUACAGAUCAAGCGUUUAGGUAUAUGGGUGAGUAUGGGAAACUGAUCCGUACUCUCUCAGUAGCUUUUGCCGGGGACAGUGACAUGGCUCUGAGGCAUGUCCUCGAAGGUUGCCCUAGACUACAGAAACUUGAGAUAAGGGACAGUCCGUUUGGGGAUGUUGCGUUACGCUGUGGCAUGCAUCGUUAUUACAACAUGAGAUUCGUUUGGAUGUCGGCAUGUAGCUUGUCUAAGAGUUGCUGCAAGGAUGUUGCACGUGCCAUGCAGAACCUAGUUGUGGAAGUAAUUGGGUCAGAUGAUGAUGAUGACAAUAGGGAUUAUGUUGAGACUUUAUACAUGUACCGGUCUCUUGAUGGUCCAAGAAAGGAUGCACCAAAGUUUGUCACAAUUUUAUAG